CGGUGGCGGGUGGCACUGGCGGCUAGAGGGAGGGUGGGAGAGGGAAGGGAAGGCUAGAUACCAUGUUGGAGAGAAUAAUUGCCUUGUAUUCCUCCGAACCCUAGAAAGGUGGGAUAUAUAGAUCCUAUAUAUGGGCAUCUAGAUGGGCCUCUAUACAUGGGCUCACAUAUACACCAACACAUAUAACUUGAAAAUGCGAGAUACAGAGUGCAUUAUAUAUAUAUUUCAUAUAUGUAGAAAUAUAUAGGUUGAUAAAGACUCCUUAAUGAUAGUAUGAGAUUCAAGGAAAAUGCUAUUACGUGAUUCGAGGUGGGUUUUCUCCAGCGCACAGAUGUCUGAAAACUUAUUUUGUAUUAAAAUGUGUUUUUACUUUUCUUGGAAAAUGAGAAGUUAACUAGAUACUUCUGUACCCUUUUGUACUUGAAAUGUAAAUAUAAUUUUAACACGUUGCAUCCUUCACAUCAAGCUUCCUGCAACAUUCUCGAUAGUCUGUAGAUAUACAGGAAACUUAAUGCUAUCCUUUUUUAAUCCUAUUUAAAUCGAUAAUAUGUUCUCCUAUGGCCAAGAAACUACUCCCCCCAUUCCAAAUUAUAGGUCAUUUUGGAUUUUUUAGAUACAUAGUAUUUCUUAGGUAUCUAGGCAUUGUGUAUAUCUAGGUGUAUAGCAAAUACUAUGUAUCUAGAAAAGCCAAAACAACCUAUAAUUUUGAACGGAGGGAGUAUCUGUUACUGCUAGAAAUGGUUGUAAUAACUAUAAACUCCUGCCGGUAUAGUUGCAAUCAUCUCAUUUUUGGAGCUGCUGGGAAUAGCAUGGCUUCUUAUGACACUCCAGCCAAUCUUUUAGAUCUUGAUCCUCACAUAGCAGCACUCUUUCCAGAGAGAAGACAACUUGUAGGCAUUGAACCACGUCAGGAAAAUCUUGUGCAGUGGUUGAUGGAGGAAAAUUUGCAACAAUUGCGGGUCGUAUCUAUAUUCGGUUUUGGUGGUUUGGGAAAGACAACACUUGCUAUGACAAUAUACCAAAGUCUAUGUGCAGAAGGUGGAUGUUUCCAAUGUCAAGCUUUUGUAACUGUAUCUCAGAGGUUUGAUGUCAAGAUCCUGAUGAGAGACAUUCUUCUACAAAUUAUGCAGCCAGUUUAUCAAAACAGUUCUCAUGCGCUGGCCGGAGCUGGUCAAGCAUUCCCGGAAGACCUUCUCAGGGCCAUGGAAACAUGGGAUGUGGGGCAACUUGCAAGCAUGCUGAGGCAGCAAUUGGAAAACAGGAGAUAUCUAAUUGUUCUUGAUGAUAUUUGGAGCAUAGCUGCAUGGGAAGGUAUUCGGUUUUCUCUGCCGGACUCAAAUAAUGGUAGCAGAAUACUAGUUACUACACCAAUACGAGCUGUAGCACACACUUGUUGUUUCCAUGAGCAUGACCGAGCUUACGAAAUUGAACCUCUCACUGACCAUGAAUCUAGAGAUUUGUUUUUGAAAAGGAUAUUUGGCAGUACAGCUAAUUGUCCAGAUAACUUAAUGGAAAUUUCAGAAAAGAUCUUGGGAAAAUGUGGGGGCACACCAUUAGCUAUAGUCAGCAUAGCAGGCCUCUUGUCCAGCAAGCCAGUACACAGUAAAGAUCAGUGGCAGAAAAAUUCUCUCUCUUGGUUCGGAGCUUGAAUCUAAUCCGUCACUCGAGAGAUUGAAGAAAAUACUUGAGCUAAGCUAUAAUGAUCUUCCUUACCACUUGAAGAC
Molecule: messenger RNA, 1724 nt
Organism: Panicum virgatum (switchgrass)
Lineage: Eukaryota; Viridiplantae; Streptophyta; Magnoliopsida; Poales; Poaceae
Product: disease resistance protein RGA5-like
Exons: 1
Coding region: 738-1649 (303 amino acids)
Biological process (GO): defense response to other organism
Molecular function (GO): ADP binding
Source: RefSeq, a predicted model, not a curated record